AUGGCUCUUGGGAUGCGUUUGCAGGAGGGUCCCAGUCAACCCGACAGUGGCAAGGAUCCAUUCAUUCCACCAGUCAAAAUGGCGCGUUCUCGUGUUGUGAUUUACUGCACUGUCCCACCUGGGAGUGGUACGAACGCUAUUGGAAUUAUCACAUUGGAUGGACAAGCAACCACUGUAACGCGCCAGACUGGCCCCAGCGCCGUCUAUGCCGAUAUGUGGUUUGAUUCAGGUCAAAUAGCCAACAUCCAACAUACCAUUACCAUUGCAAACGGCGGAUCGUCUUCAGACAGCCCGUUGAUGUUUGACCGCUUUCAUGUUGAAGGAGAUACUAUCCUCAAUAGUACGCCAGUUGCACCCGCCCCGCCUCCGAGUCCGACUGUUGCACCCCAAACCUUGAGGCUCACGUCGCUCUCUGUUUCCGUUUCUGUCGUCACAACCACUGUUCGACAUAGCUCUUCUUCAAUAUCAUCUAUCGCAUCCUCACGAAAGUCUUCUUCCACUUCUUCCUCGUCUUCAGUCUCAACAAAUUUAACGGGAACUUCUACAUCUCAAUCGUCGUCUACAACUGGUAUAGGAAGCUCCGCUGACAAAACGGUUACCUCCAUACAAUUUGUAACAACCGCCGCCGAUGGAAAUGUAGCCACUCAGUCGGUCAACCCAGCUCAGGAGGAUGCCACAGGUAGUUCUUCUACCAACGUGGGCGCCAUUGCAGGGGGUGUGAUUGCAGGCAUUGUAUUGAUUAUUGCCUUUAUGCUCUUCCUCCUAUGCCUCAGGCGCCGUCGACGCAGUUGUGGCGCUCCAUUUAUGCAAUUGAACAGAAGCAACACAUCAGUUGUUCCUCGUAGGAUGACAGAUGUUACUCCGUUCCAACGCGCAAGUCAACUCGAGCAACCUCCUGAGCAGCAAGACCCUGAAAUGAGCGAGGUUGCACCUGCCUCGAGUACUUCAGACCAUCACGACAACGGUACCGUUGUUAGGCGCUUCCCUGAGAAGAAUCCGGCAUAUUAUGGCAGUAACACGGUGCAGUCACCCGUAAGCCUUGACACAUACGCGCGGAACCGCCUACAAGCACAGUACGGCGAUAUACUCGACCAUCAGUCAAGCAGCUCUAUGUAUGCAACGACUAUCUAUGCUCCGCCGGAAUCAAGCAACAGACCACCAUCAUACCAGAGCGCAAGGCCCCCUGGGAGCGCAACGCGGCGCUCCUUUCCACAUCGUGAUGAAAAGAAUACUCCUCCAAUACCCAAUGGUUCUUAA
Molecule: messenger RNA, 1257 nt
Organism: Psilocybe cubensis
Lineage: Eukaryota; Fungi; Basidiomycota; Agaricomycetes; Agaricales; Agrocybaceae
Exons: 3
Coding region: 1-1257 (418 amino acids)
Source: RefSeq, a predicted model, not a curated record